ACUCAUGACGGCAGGAGAGAAGGCUACCCAAUCUACAUUAUCAUCAGUACUCGCCUUUGAGGCGUAGUCAUUAUUCACUAUGGCGUCCAUGCAUCGUCUUGUCGCUGUCCUCGCCAUAAGCGCGGCUGUGCUAUGCCCCUCCACCUUGGCUUCGCUACUAGGGCAAACCGAACAGCAUGUCUUCUCCACCCCGGACGUAGAGAGCUCAGCGUCUUCGAGAUACCCCUGGACGAGCCUCUCACAUGCUGGCUUGUCGAUCAAUUCGCCGCCUGGCGAUCGGUACUACGGCCCACGUUACCUUACGCUCACCACUCUUUCGCAAGCCGAGUUGGACCCUUCGACGGCCCUUUUGCACUUCGGCCAGGUCCAUACAAGGGGCUGGAAUGAGGUGAUGAAGCAUUGUGGACAACCAGGCGGUAUCGAGAGCUGCGAAAAGGCUGAUCUGCUCGCAGCGACCAAAGGCCUGCGCAAAAGUCGAGCCUGCAAGCCGGUCAAGGCGGCCGUGGAUGGCAGGGCGGUCUUUGACCCCGAGGCUUCUGGUUGCGAGCCGCUCCGAGAGCUCUGGAAGCACACCGCUAUCCAACAGAGCCUACAGAAGGAAGAUGAGUUGCUGAGCUUCACUGCACACCUCGAGAUCAAGCAUCUUCCAAGUUCGCUUCGCAACGGUACCCACGUGGAUACCUUUUGGCUGGCUCACUUUCUCACUGGUCAGAGAGCAGCUUGGCCACUGAGCAACGACCUCUGGUUCAAGAAAGAGAAACGUUUCGAUGUGAAUGUAGAAAGGGAUGAGGGAGAAGAUGAGAGAUGGCAAAAUGGUACAUCAUCGAACAAGGUCGCAGGGCUGAUGCAGGAUCCCUACCUACCUCGGGCCACAAAUCCGAAGAAUGGCGAUGCAAUGAACGGGGUGGACACGACGGAAGCGAGAUGGAACCUUGGCAUCUCCCUUCGACUACCUCCACCUCCUCCCUCCAAUGGGUCACGUUCAUUCCUUCUCCCCGUUCAUGCUCCGGUCGGGGGCCAAGUGAUAUCGUCGUCCCUCUAUCGGCGCCGGAAUGCUCCUUCUGGCGCCAACGACGAGCAAGGCUGGGUAAUAUCCAUAAGAGACGAGUGGUCCUUCGUUUGGCACCUCUUUGGCAUCAGUCCCUACCAUCAGAACGUCUAUGAGGGUCAGGUCAUCCCCAAGGGCUACAUCGUCGGACAUGUCUCGUCGAAGCCUCUCGAAUCCAAGCGACCUUUGGAUCAAGAUCCUCCUGUAGAUCCGCCUGAAAAGCCACCCGGCGGUGACGGCAACCCGCUGUACCCUUACAGGUUCCGCGAGCUGCGGAUUGGUGUGGCCAGACCUGGAAGAGGCUGGAGAGAUUGGAGAGACGCAUAUGACAAUGGCUGGACAUGGUAUGAUCCGCUGAGGUUCCUGGGGGGCGAUGGCAAGGCGGAUGGCCAGCAGAGACCGCCAACCAUCUUCGACCCGCCUACAAUCUUCUUCUCGCGGCCGUCUCCUUACCCGCCCGCGCCGCCAUCUAUCUUUGCGUCUGCUUCGACCCUCACGGCUUCAGGUGAACGCUCGCCUACCCUCUCGGGCGACGUGGAGAUUAUCAUUGGUCUCAAAGCCUUUGCCAACCCUCUCCAGCUCGCGCCAGGAGAAGAGGGUCGGGCAGGUGCUACAAAGCUGGAUCCGCUUACGGUCUCAAAGGUGGAGUGGGGAGUGAGGAAAGUCAAGGCCGGUAUCAGGAGUCAACCAGAUACCGGUAGCGAUUGUGGAGGGCUGGGAGAAGAGGACUGGAGGUUGGCCUUUGACCAUGAUCGGAUACCACACAGAUGGCCGACAGCUGCCUCGGUUCUUAGCAAGGCCUCACAGUUCGACAACGUCGAUCCCACCUCAGAUCUCUGGAACUACGUCGUUCCAGCCUUCACCACAGGCAAUUACGCUUGGACGAGGAAGAAGUACGGCAGUCAGUGGGACUGGAAGGCUCGCUACCUCUUCUACCCACUCACCCGCACGAUCCUGACCACAAAUGCUCCUCUUUCCUCCUCCUCUGCUACUGGUGUCAACAUCACCUCAAUCGCCCCACAUGGAUCUUGGAACACACGAUUGGAGGCUCCCCCUGUACCUCGUAGGGGUGCGGUGCUAUCUGCGUCGCAGGAGAGUGGUCCUGGAGAGUACAUUCUCGCGGUGAGGGCUUAUGAUGCUUGGGGCGGGAGAGUGUGUGCCAAGACGAGGGUUUGGCUGCAGAAUUGAUGCGCAGGGAGGAGACGGGAAGCUUGUUCAUAGCCAUAUCCUAUCAGAUCAGCAAUGCCAAGGAUUCUAAAACUUGAUUUGUGAGGAGGUUUCGCUGCUGCUGAUCAGCGGUGACGUGUCAGAGGCGGACAGUAGGAGCGUCCUGCUCCGUCGCGACUCUUGCUUCUUCCUCGUCGUAUAUACUAGAGUAUCCUCCUGGCAAGCCUCCACUACCUGUCUGUCCUCCAGUUCCACUCCAGAAGCC
Molecule: messenger RNA, 2480 nt
Organism: Microstroma glucosiphilum
Lineage: Eukaryota; Fungi; Basidiomycota; Exobasidiomycetes; Microstromatales; Microstromataceae
Exons: 5
Coding region: 80-2236 (718 amino acids)
Source: RefSeq, a predicted model, not a curated record